CAUCAGUAAUGCUUGUGUCUUUAAUCAUUUUCGACAGCUGGACUCGACGGUCAGGAAGGAAUGUGUAGCCCCUGCUCUAGUCUCAAAAAUCACCCGAUCACAUGCAAAACUUGCAAAAGCGAACGCAGUUUUCCCACUUAACAGAUAUAUAAGCUUCUGGCUGUACUACAGAGAUUACUUUGAAAGCAAAAUCGGACUGUAGGAAGGCAGGAAUUGUAAUUUCAUCUAUUCGACUUUCUAUUUUAUGUACGUGAGUGGCGCCGAGUGAUGCAUUUCUAGCGGGAAUACUUGCGCUUCAGAGCUACCUACCAAAUCGAAAAACACAGGGAUUAGAAGAAAAACUUAAGAAGAAGCGAACAAGCCUUUAUUCUUAGUAAAGGAGUAUGUACUGACACUAAUAAGCAAUCAUGUGCCCUAUCACUGAACCAACCAGAUGCAAGGAGCCGCCAAGGAAACGCUUCCGGACACACAAGGACAUAAAUCAUUUUCUUCAAAAGACUGAGGAGAUAGAAAUAGUUGAUGCCUCUCCAAAACAUUUGCUGUCUGAAACUCCAGAAGACCAAGAUGCAGAAUAUGAAACACAAUCUCUUGCCCCACAAGGUGUUUAUACAGAAGAGACUUUGAAUGAGAGUGAAGUCAACGAUGAUCUAGAGGAGAGAGAAUCAACAGGAACACCUGAUAAUGUUGACGAGAGGUAUUCAAUCAAGAAAAACAAACCAUUCAUGUGUGAGAGAUGUGACGAGGAAUUUGAUGGGAUGGCAUCAUGGCGCCAGCACUGCAGAAACUUACAUGGUGACCAGAAGUACUACAAAUGUAACGUCUGUGGCAAGCUGUUUAGUCACCCAAGCAGUAGAAACAUUCACCUGAGACUGCACUCUGGCGAGAAACCAUAUGAGUGUACAACAUGUGGAAAGCGCUUCAGGGUGUCUUCACACCUCAAAGACCACAUCAGAGUCCAUACUGGUGAGCGCCCCUAUGUGUGUGACAUCUGUCAGAAAGGCUUCAAGCAGUCCAGUGACCUAAAAAAGCACCGCCGCACACACACUCUGGACAAGCCCUUCAAGUGCCCUUUCUGCGCUUCAGCAUUCACACGCUCUCAUCACUGCAGGGGGCACAUAAACUCCGUACAUAAGUUCUUCAGAUGUGCCAUCUGUAGUGCCAUGUUCACGACCGAAGAGGCAUUCUCCAAGCACAAGGAGAUGCACCCUGAAGGGGAGGCGAAUAAAGAGGAGGAUGUUCUGAAUGGUGAAGGCAUCAACACAAAACAAGUGCAGCAACACCCGACGUCAACCAAAAAUCACCAGCCUGCGCAAGGUGUCCCUCCCGAGAAGACAGAAGAUUCCUUGCAAGUCUGUCAUGAUGCCUGCACACCUUACCCACCAGAGGCAAGGCCUGGCAAGACAGUCUAUGCUUCAAGCCAUUCACAUGAAAGUAUGGUUUUAGCUGAGUUCAUGGCUAAAAUGGCAGCCUGUAGAUCUGCCCAUGAUCGCAACAUUACAUCAAGAAAAGACGCCCUACUAAAGAAACCUGAGGCUUCUUCUCUGCAAUAUGAAAACAUACCACACCAGUCUGCUCGGAAAGAGGAAGAGAACCCACAAAGACUAGAAAGUGAACCUCUUCUUUUUCGACCUCCACUCAGACGCUAUUCACUGCAAGACCAUCAGCGCCAUUUUAAAGUCAUGAAGACCCAACAGUGGCUCGAGACAGAAGGUGAGCCAAAUACAUUGGGUCAGGACUACAGAAGGCAGAGAACAGCUCCAGGGGUCCACCCACAAGAUGAUGAAGAUGGCACAAGAAGAGAAGAGGCAGUGAACAGAGAGAUCCUUGAGGUUCAACUGAAAGAGCGUCCUGCCUCCUCGCCCCUUCCUCAGAGCCAGUCCACCCAAGUGUGCCAUAGGGUGUCUGUCAUCCAGUAUCACUCCAGCUCUCUUCAAGUGUCAAACCAGGAGAGACGUACUAGUGCAAGUGGCCCCAAGUCAAGGGACAGAAUGUGUGACAAUAGUCUGGAAAAAGAUGACAAGCCCUGUGAUGAUCCACCCAAGGAAGAAAGUGAGCUCUGUGAUGACCCACCCAAGGUAAAAGGUGAGCUCUGUGAUGACACACCAAAGGUAGAUAAUGAGCUUGGUAAUGACCCACCCAAGGUAGAGGGUGAGCUCUGUGAUGAUCCACCUAAAAGUGAUAAGCUUUGCAAUGACCCACCUAAUCAAAAUAAGGUCUGUGACAAACGCAAAGGUGACAUCCAGCUGUGUGACACCCCAUCCAAGCGACAAGAAGAGCAAGGCAGUGAUACACUCGAGGAGAAGGCUGAAAGUACUGAUAGUAAAUUGAAAGGAACACCUCUAAUGAGUGGCUAUAAUGAGCCUUUUGUACCAGCAAACGACAGGGCUUUUACGGAGCAUUUGCAUCUGGCCCCAAUACACAUUAGCCCAUAUGGGUCUUAUGGUGUUUCAAGGCAGUUCAUAAAGCAGCCAUUCGGCUUCCAACGUCAUCUUCCAGAUGGGCCCUUCCCAAUGUACACUCCAGGGAUGCCCCUGCCCCCACACAGGGGCUUUAUGGACACUAUGUAUAUGGUCCCUCACCAGACUAUGUACUACAAGGAUGAAGAGCUCAAGCGUGAGUUCCUUUCUGCAAGGUACACCAGGUUACCCAGUGAUGACCGCUCACAGCGGCCAACACCCGCCAACUCUGUGGAAGGUUCACUUGAAGACAGGGACGAGCAGAGUGAUGGUGAGAGUGUGGAAAUCAAAACAGAGGAGGAAGAGAGCAUGGAUGAUAAGUCAAGGUUCAUUGACAUCGCUCCUAAACCAUUGCAGAAGCGCAGUAGAGGAGGGGUGCACAAGGAGUCUGAUGAGGCUGACAAACCACACCGCUGCCCAGUCUGCAAGAAAUGCUUCUCUCGUGCCAGUCUCCUUAAACAGCACUCAGUCAUUCACCAAGGCAACAAGAGAUUCAAGUUCAAGUGUGAUGUGUGUGAUAAGAUGUUCCGUACUCGCAGCCAUCUGCGUGAUCAUGUACGCAUCCACACAGGGGAACGUCCAUUCAAGUGCCAUAUUUGCUCGCGUGCCUUCAAGCAGUCAAGUGACUUGAAGAAGCACAUCAACCUGCACACAGGGGCCAACCAGUUCAAGUGCGAGGAGUGCAACCUGGAGUUCCGCAGAGCAGAUGCACUCCGCAAACACAGACUAGGGCACUCAGAUGAGAGCACAUUCGGGUGUGAGCAGUGUGGCAGAGUUUUCCAGCACAUCAGUGCCCUACGACAACACCGGACUAUGCACUCAGGCCAGUCAACAAAACCUAUGCGCUCGAUCUUCCGCUGUAACUACUGCUUCAAGACAUUCUCUAAGGAAGAGAGCUACCGCUCUCACUGUGAAGAGCACAAGCAGCAACGUGAGGGCAUCUCCCAUGGCUCGCUGCUUAAUUGCACUAUCUGCUGUACACAGCUGUCCUGUGAGGGAGACUUGCGUGAUCACAUGAACAUUCACACCGGUAACAAACCAUACAAGUGCUUCGCUUGCGGCAAAGAAUUCUGCAUUGCAAUUCACCUGCAAGAGCACCUCAAGAUCCAUGCCGAUAUGAUGGCACAUGCUCAGGGUUAACUUAUGCACGGUACUUCUCCUUACUAUGGUAUACCCUGAUAUGGCCAUGGAUCAGUAUAUUGUGCAUAGAAUCACGUGAUCACUGAUGGUUGAGAGAAUUUGUGAAAUGGAUCAUUCUCGGGAAUCGUUUUCCAACAAGGUUAUAUGCAGAGAAAAUACAAGUCCUCUCCAUUAGUAGGCUGCCUAUGCUAGCAUAAAUGCUGGAGUGACCGUCCACUUAUAAUGCUGGCAGACCUCAAGCAGGUGAAACGGAAAGUGGUUAGUGGGUGCCAAAGGUCUGAGCAGGUUCUCAGAGCUUAUUCGUAGCGUAAAUAUUGAUAUGUUGAAAUUUACAUAGCAUAGUAAUUAUAGUACAUUGAAGAGGCUCACAAGGUACAGUGAUGUAUGUGUGAUUGAAUUUUUGUGAAGUAAGGGCAGUGUUUUAUAGAUAGCUAUUCCUGGAAAUUUAUAGAAAAAAUAUCGUGGCUGUGUACAGUGAAGGUGAAUGAUUUUAUUGUUCUUUAAAGUCAAAACAAUGGUUCCAUACGCUAGAACACGCAAUAGAUGACUAAGGAAUCACGUUGAGAAAAAAUUAAUUAUUUCAAAGAAAGUAAUCCCUUUCUGACUUUCUGGGUUAUACGUAAGCGCUAAUUUAAAUAGCGCUUAAUAAGUUAAUUUUUGUUGUUAUUUUGCCGCCAAAAGGCUGAGCGCGCGCGAGUUUUCCACUAAAAAAGUCACGUGAUUUUUUAUAGCAAGGUUGCGUAUUGAUUCAAACGUUUUUUACAUCAAAAUUGGGGUGUGAGUGACUAGCGAACUUAGCGUGAGUAACAAUAUGUGUGGGGGCGAAUGUUGUCAUUGCACAUAGUUGACUCUAAAACCUUGUAAACCCGUUUACUCCUAGACCGCCCCUAGUCGCACGUGUUCUCAGGCCAAUAAAGUAAAAAGAAAAACAAAUCAGGAAUGAGUUAGAGAACCUGUCAUAGUUGAUUGAGUUUAAGGGCACGUUUUUUUCCUAUCAUCCUAGAAUGGUAUUCGAGUCAUUCUGCUACAGGUAGCAAAAUGGGUGGAAUGGCCUUCAUUCCAUUCCGGAAUGGGAACGCGGGAUGACCAUUCUCAUUCCGGAAUCACGAGUAAAAAAAAUACGUACCCUAAGAUAGUGUAUAUAAAAACAAUUCCUUCCGGGCGCUUGCUCUCACCAGGCUUGUUUAGUAGGCCUUUUUCUGCCUGUGAACGCAUGCGUUAUGUUUACCUCGUUGUUAGCAACAUAAAAGAAUGUCUCUUAGCCUUCCAUUUGUUUUUAUCAACAUGCAAAAGUCUUUCUAGCCACCAAAAUAGUCUGUGAAAAUAUCUUAGUUCCUUACUUAAAGCAAAUGGACAUCGACAAUUUUCAUGACUCAUUAUUAUUCGAGGGUUUUGAAUUGUGGCUCGAUUGAAAUUCUUUUAAUGGCUUUUUAGACUUGUUUUCUCAUAAAAAAUUAUACCGUUUCUUCGAUAUUUCGAGUAGAUGUAAUUUACUCAAUUUACUUUAUAAAAAUUAAGCCAAUAUAUCGGUGUGUAUCUUUAGACCCUGUGUCGCUGAACGUAUUGUAUCUGUUUAUUUUGUAAUAUUGCUCGCGAGUCGUAGAAAACCAGAAUCCAUCUUCCUUUUACCGUUCUUUUUCGUGACCUCACGCAACCACGUGUUCCCAUUUGUCUUAAGUAAACUAGUGAUUGGCUCAUCACUCACGUGACCGUUGCCGUGAACUCUCAUUGGUUCAACACGGAAACCAGUUAAAGAUAGUAAUCACAAGUUUUGGUGGAUUUGGGUCUUCUAAACUAUUAAAAGCAAAGAGUAAGGUUUUUCCUACGCCCUUAGGGCGCUGUCUACCUUGGGUAGAAUCCUUACUAUAAAUCCUUACAGUCAAUCAAAGCUUGCCUUAUGUUUUCACGUGCGCUUUGAUGAUCUUUACUGUAUAACAGUUAAAGUAUUUGUUAGAUUAGCAUUGUGUGAUGUCUGACGUCUUAUUGAUCACGUGGUAGUUAGGUUACCAUAGUAACGAAAUGUAACCCAUGUGGGAUAUGACAAUAAACAAUGUGAUAGUUAUCA
This is a messenger RNA of Nematostella vectensis (starlet sea anemone), 5661 nucleotides long. Its product is annotated as zinc finger protein 99. Lineage: Eukaryota; Metazoa; Cnidaria; Anthozoa; Actiniaria; Edwardsiidae. The transcript is spliced from 7 exons. The coding region runs from base 408 to 3596 and encodes 1062 amino acids. Gene Ontology annotation, cellular component: nucleus. The record is from RefSeq and is a predicted model, not a curated record.